GUCGAGGAAAGGGUGAGGCUGUGCGGGACGUAGUAGCAUAAGGGGAAUGCGCGCGGGAGUGCAUAGGUUUUGUGUGCCACCUUCGACUCCGCACGAUCGCCACGGUGAUUCACAAUAGAAGUUGUAUGGCGGCUGCAGAAAGGCGACUUUUACACGAGAGACACUUGAGGCGAGGAAAAAAGAGCUGUGUGGCACAAAAUGUUAAAGUUAAUUCCACUGUGCGAUGGACAAAUGGGCGCGAGUGUGGUGGAGACGAUGUUGGCUCAUGUGGGCUGUGAAUGGAAGUUUUUCCAGGCCGCGCACGUCUCUCCCACCGAUGUGGAAGUCACACCGAGAAACGGUCAGAUGGAUUUCUCAACUCGAGUCAGUUGACUUGAAGCCACGUUCGCGAGUGGAUUGUGGGUGAGAUCGCUGUGUGAAAGUGUUAUCCCCGUUUAUAACACGGACCCCCUCCCAAAAAAAUAAUAGAGACCUCACGUCUGUAUGUGUUGUGUAUUUGUGGAAUUUCUUUGCAUUUAAGCACCUCACAUUCAUAUGGACCACAAUGCUGAGGAAUGUCAUAGCCCAAUCAAAUUAACGUAGUUUUUUCCACCGCGGGCCUCCAGCGAGAUCGUUUGAGAGGAAAAAAAAUCCUAAAUGCUGAUCCUCUCGCAAUGAAAACAAACAUUACAAUGGAUCCUCGAACGGGACUCGACUACAUUGUAGACAACAAAGAUUAUGUCCAAAAACUAGGAAGUGCCUUGGACACGGACAAUGUCACCGUCAAAAAGCAAGUGUUUGAACUCUUAUCAGCUCUCUGUGCGUAUAGCGCUGAGGGUUACAAUCGAGCCCUGGAAACACUUGAACACUUUAUGAAUCUCAAAAAGGAGCGCUACCGUUUUAGAAUAAUAGUGUUGGAGCUUGAAAAGGCUAAUUUGGCUGAGUACCAAAUGGCCCUUCUUGCAUUCGUAAAUUGCUUGAUUAUUUCAGCUCCAACACUGCAGAGACGGAUAAAGGUCCGUAAUGAAUUUAUAGGACUCAAUCUCCUAUCUGUGCUCAAUAAUCUUCGGCCAUUAGCGAAGAACUUACCUGACAUCAAGGUUCAGCUGGAUGUUUUCGAUGAGCAGCGUGAGAGCGAUGAAGCUCAGAAUCUACAAGAUCCUGAUGGAAUUAAUCUUAACUCGCAUUUAGAUGUUUUUUACGCGAUCCUGAGGCAGGUAUCCGAUACACCCCAGGGAAUCCCAUUCCUCUCAAUCUUGCAGCACUUACUGCGUAUAGAUCCGAAAGAAGCAGUUAGUGAUUUGAUCUGGGAUACAGCAGAAACAUUGGUACAUAGGGCUACACUUCUUGAAAAUCACGAGGACUCUGUGAGACUUCUAAGAGCACCAAGUGUGCAGAAAAUCGUUUGUCCUCAUUGUAGAACGGAUAUUAGUGCCACAAGGAAACAGUCCAUUGCUGCAGGAUCUCUUCCUUCUCCCCCACCACCUCCGCCACCAGCACUUUCACCCCCGCCACCACCUCCGCCAGCUAUGGGUGAAUUGAAACCUAUGACUGUUCCACCUCCACCACCUCCCAUGGCCCCUGUACUAAAAACUCCAGUGCAGGUUACAAAGGCUCCUCAGCCCAAAACUCCAGAACCGCCGCCAGAACCUCAGCAAUUGCUGCCGCAACAGGAAACACCUGUUCCACGUAGUAAAAUGAAAACAAUUAAUUGGAAUAAGAUUCCAUCAAAUAGGAUCCUAGGACGUCAUAACAUCUGGUCCUCCCUGGCUUCAGCGCACAGUACAAAAGAUACUCAGGCACUGGACUUUGAAGAAAUUGAGGAUCUCUUCUGUCAGCAAACUACACCAAAUCCACAAGCAUCUCCAAAACUGGGACGCGACAAAACCGACACACUGGAAAGGAAGAAAAAGGAAAACUCCGAAAUAAGUUUACUUGAUGGAAAAAGAAGUCUCAAUGUUAAUAUUUUCUUGAAGCAAUUUCGUAGUUCCAAUGAAAACAUUAUCAAUCUCAUCAAGAAUGGAGAGCACGAAGAUGUAGGAGCGGAAAGACUUAGAGGUCUCCUGAAAAUUUUGCCUGAGGUAGAUGAAUUAGACAUGCUAAAAUCAUUUGAUGGUGAUAAAACACGUUUAGGCAAUGCAGAAAAAUUUCUCAUGGAACUAUUAAACCUUUCCAACUAUAAACUUAGAAUCGAAUGUAUGCUCCUGAAAGAAGAAUUUGCAGCAAAUGUUGCAUACCUAGAACCAGCUAUACGAACUAUGCUGUAUGCGGGGGAAGACCUGAUGACUAACAAAUCACUCCAAGAAGUUCUCUACAUGGUUCUUCUAAUGGGAAAUUUCCUCAAUUUUGGUGGUUACGCUGGAAAUGCAGCUGGAGUCAAGCUAUCUUCCCUACAAAAGCUCACCGAUAUCCGUGCUAAUAAACCUGGGAUGAAUUUAAUCCACUAUGUAGCUCUACAAGCUGAGAAAACGAAUUCUAAACUUUUGGACUUUCCCUCAGAACUGACCACGCUGGAGAACGCUUCAAAAACAAGCGUGGAACAACUUAAUAACGAGCUGUACACCCUAUGCCAGAGAAUAGAAAAAGUUAAAAAGAACAUUGAAUCCCCUAAUACUGAUAUCGAUAUAAAAAAGCAGAUGGUAGAUUUUCUCAAAACUUCCGAACAGGAAGUACAAAUUCUCGAACGAUAUAUGUUAGAUUUAGAAAAGAUGCGCAUAAAAUUGGCGGACUUCUUCGUUGAGGAAGUUAAAACCUUCAAGCUCGAAGAAUGCUUCAAGAUCCUGCAAAAUUUUAGAGAAAAAUUUCGUCAGGCUGUUGUAGACAACGAAAGAAGACGAAUUCAAGAACAACAAGCAAACUUCCGCAGGAAGCAGAGAGAGGAUCAACUAGCCAUUAAGAGAAGGAAUGUGACACCAGAUUUAUCAUUGGGAAUAGAUAGUCAAAUCCUCGAUUCGAAUCUUCUAACUUGUAGUCCAGCUCUUCAACGGCGAAGAAUUGGCUCUUUUACGAACAACAACGAAUUAGCAUCCCCCAAGGAUCCCGGACCAUCACCGGAGAAUACUCUGAGACGACGCAAAAGUCGAAAUCUCAAUGAAGAUGAGAGUCUGAUGGAUUUCCUAAGGUCAUCAGGUCAUGAUAAUUUUUCCAGAGAACGAAAAACAUCUUACGGCAGUUUAGAUCGUUCCUGGGCACGUCGAGCAAGGGCCGAAAAUGGUUUCAAGAAGCGCCCUGAUCUCUUCCAUGUAGACUUUACAGCUGAUAGAGAGAGAGCCAAUUCACCCUCAUCACCAAUCCAGCCACAUCCUGUUCCUACGAUUGAAAAGGAAAAUCCAAGUGAUGAAGUAAAACCGAGAAUUUCAAAGGAGUGGCACGAAAAGAUCCAAACAUGGCUUCAACACAAUGAUCCAGAUAGCAGAAAGAAACGACUCUCACAGAGAAAGUCAUACGAAGAAGAUUCAGAAAAUGAACGAAAACUUGAUCCUCUUCCAGAAGAGAAGGUAUCACAGAGCGAAGAAAAACCAAGGAGAACACACAUGAAGUGGAAACCUUCUAAUACAAUCGAAAUAACCGAUGUGGUUGGCACGAUUGAGGCAAUCCAAGAAUCUCAACCAAAACCACGAGAACCACGAAUUACAAGCCCAGACAAUUCUCCUCGUAAAUCUCUGAUAUCGACAUUGGGUCAACGAGAUCCAAGCGAAAGACCACACAGGAUUUUUUCAUCAGAAUUGCGACCAAAGGAUGACAUCGAUGCAGACAAUAUUGAAACUCCACCAACUCCCAGGAAGAGUCUUCUGGGGACUGGGGAUAAUUUUAAUAAUGAAGAAUCACUAGGAACGGGACAAUUUGAUAGAUUUUCCUCUGCCCGCAAGACCCGUCGCUUUAAAAGAUCUAAUGCAGCCACAACUGACACCGCUAUGUCUGAAGAGGUUCCCAAGACGCAAAUUUUUGUUGAAUCAUCCCAACCUGUUGCUCUUGAGAAGAAACAGUUCACGCUCGAAGAUAAGGAAGCACGACUGAAACGCUGGCAGGAACGACUUAAAAGCCUCGAUGAGGCAGAGGGACAGAAAAAUCCCAGACGUUUCCAGAUUGGUGAGAAAGCUGGUGAAAGUGUGCGAAGUGUAACAAAAAAUACCCCAUGUGAAUUCAAUGACGAAGGCUUUGAAGAAUCACAGAGUUUGGUGUCAGACACCUUAUCUCAAGGCAAGGAAACAAGCUCCGGAAAUGAAAAUACAGAUCCUCAGGUGCAUGUGAGGGAGAAACCAAGUGCAAUAGGUGGUGAGGUGGAGACACACAAGAGAAUCAGUGAUUUAAUGCCAAAACGAACAUAUUCCAUGCGAAAUAGUCCGUCUGCGCCAACAAUCUCUUCUUCAAAACCUCUAUAUAGGAGGAAUUCAUUACGAAAGAAUGACUCAAAGUCAUCAGUUACCAGUCUUACGAGUAGGAAUGUCGAGAGAAGUGGCUCAAGAGGGAGUUUGAGGUCAUCUCGCUCUUCGCUGAAUAGCGGUGUCUCUACUAGUACAGUUAAGAGACUCCCAGUAAAGCCUCCCCCAUCCAGAUUUACAACAACCCCAUUUCAUGAAAAGAAACCCCUGCAGAGCUCAUCAUUCCGUCUAUCUGGAAGUACAUCUCGUGUUCCUGCAAGUCGAAGUAGCUCUAGCAAUUCGAGCAUAGGUAGUGCAUCCCUUCGGGUGAAACCUCAAACUUCCGGAUAUACAAAAGCUCCCGUUUCUUCGGAGAAUCUCACCAAUGGAACAACUUUUCGAACACUCCCUAGCCCAAAGUUACCAAAUACCCAUGGCGUCAGUGUGACCAGUCGACGAAAUAACUUUAUGCGACCAACAACGGCUUCUACGACCAAAGCCCAAACACCAGCACCACCAAUUAGUGGACAAAGUGCACUUCUUAGAAGUCGUCUUAGGAAGUGAGUGCCAUACCCAGUGUGGACAUGAGAAAUUCCCCACAAUCCCAAUGCACUGGAAGGAUGAAAAUACGAAAGUUUAACGUUCAAAGGUUGACGUAAAAAAAAUUUGAAAAUUCUUUAAUUAAGCGCAUUCUGGUCGGUGGUUAAGUCUCAAAUUCUCUUUCGUGAAUUAUGCCAACUUUUUUUGUUCCAUAAAUAAUAAAAAAUUAAUUAUACUUAAACGUCAAUAGAAAAAAAAAACAUUUCAACCUUUUAAAAGGAUCUUUUGUUGAUUAUUUUUUCCAGUGCAAAAAAGCUGUAUAUUCACAACGAAAGAUUUAGUUAGAAAAUUCUUGAGACUGCGCUGAAGUAAGAGAGAAAAAAUAUGUGUGUAGCGAAAAAGCAAGAAUGAUAAAAAAAAAUUAAAAUGACAUAACAUUAUGAAAAUAAAUCGCAAUAUAAAAAGUAAUCAUAUACUUGAAUAAAAAAAAAAAGACUAACUCUGCUAAUACAGCAUAAAAAGAACCUGUUAAAUUCUCCCUAACAUGCUCAAAACUUAAACAUAUUUUAUUUCUAAUCCCACUUCUAACCAAGAAUAAAGUCACAUAGAGACCCAAGACACCCUCUCUCAAAUAAAUUAAUUAUUAAUUUUUACGCGUGUUUUUUUUACAUUCCUGAUAUUUUGUACUUUGCAAAGUUAUACUCUUUGUGUUUUUUAUAUCUCCUUUUUUUCUUCUCAAAUACAAACAAAACAGAAAAAAAAAUCGAAGAAAA
Messenger RNA from Lutzomyia longipalpis, 5653 nucleotides. RefSeq names its product inverted formin-2 (gene form3). Lineage: Eukaryota; Metazoa; Arthropoda; Insecta; Diptera; Psychodidae. The transcript has 8 exons. The coding region runs from base 654 to 4904 and encodes 1416 amino acids. Gene Ontology annotation, molecular function: actin binding. Gene Ontology annotation, biological process: cellular component organization. The record is from RefSeq and is a predicted model, not a curated record.